Onychostoma macrolepis is the source of this 5470-nucleotide messenger RNA. RefSeq names its product vitrin (gene vit). The transcript is spliced from 23 exons. Lineage: Eukaryota; Metazoa; Chordata; Actinopteri; Cypriniformes; Cyprinidae. Gene Ontology annotation, biological process: extracellular matrix organization; positive regulation of cell-substrate adhesion. The record is from RefSeq and is a predicted model, not a curated record. Bases 149 to 2569 code for a protein of 806 amino acids.
CACACACACACUGACAGGUCGAGCGAAACCCGCGCGUGAUUGGAGUUUCAAAGCGUCUCUGCGCGUCAGCCGAGCAGCUCUAAAGGAAGCAAUACAGAGGCUUAAGAGAACAUUUGACCAGAUUUAGACUCCUGUUGUGGAGCACAAGAUGAGUAAAGCAACUCUCACUGCCGUCUUUAUAGCAUUUCUACUGACUUCCAGUGGAGCAAAGCCAAAUGGAAAGAGCAAAAAGCCAAAACAAGCUGUGCCAGCAAUAGAAUGUGAUAUGCGGGCUGGGAAGAUCAAUCUCUCAGAGUUUAUUGCUAAGUGUCCAGCUAACUGCAAGGAGACCAAGGAGAAGGUGUAUGGGACAGGUGUAUUUGCCUCCAUAUCCAGUAUCUGCAAUGCUGCCAUUCACAGUGGAGUCAUCACUAACUCUGGAGGAAAGGUAAUUGUGAUGAAGAUGGCAGGACAGACGAUCUACAAGGGUAGCUUUGCCAACGGUGUCCGCUCUCUGUCCUUACCCAACUGGAGAGAAUCCUUUUCUGUCUCAGUGGGUAAACCAAAGAAGGGGGUGACCUACCCAUCCACUCUGGUCUUUGUACCCUCAAGACCCACCACAGUGAAAACAGGUGAUCUCAAAGAGCUACCAUACUCCACAGCGUCGCCUGUGACAGAGGCUCUAGAGACGGAGCCGAGCUCCACUGCAACUCCGCCCACAACCACUCAUGUGACCACACCCAUCACCACAUCAGCCAAGCCACGGGUCACCGUUCAUAAAGUCCGCGAGGCAGUUUUUCAGUACCCUAUUGAAAUGAGCAUCCUGUCUGGACGAUAUGGAUCAGGACAGUCACAGAGCGCCCAAGGAAAAGGUCCUGCGCAAGCAUUUAGAGGCAGCUCCGUCUAUGCCAAUAGGUUUUCACCCCGCACAAACUCAGGUGUGCACAGGCCAGAGACGGGCACCGCAAUCCGAAGACAGCCGCAUGUUUCCUCAGCUUCAGCAGCUUUCAGUCGGGUGCAGCCGCAGUCUGAGAGGAAGCAGCACACGGCGCAUUCUAAUCCUGCAUUUGCAAGAAGAGAUUGGCCGCACCCUGCGUACACACGACCUGAUUGGUUCUCUGGCACCAGAAGACCAACAGAUAGUAGCCACUCUGUGCCAAACACAGGCUCUAAAUGGAGCAGGAUGAGUACUGGUGACCCCACAGCUCUUGACCCAAGGCCUGAUAACACAGAGCAUGAGUACCAGCUGCAUAACUUUGGACAGUAUUCUCCUGCGCCAGAAGACCACAAGCCUCCAUCUGAGACGAGCCACACUAGAGAGGUGCUUGCUGGGUCAAAACCGUUCGAGUCAGGUUUCAGCCCACAAGGAUAUGACAUAACAGCCAGAGUUCCUGGACUCAUGUCUCAAGGAGAUUCAAACUGUAAAGUUGAUAUUGCAUUCCUCAUGGAUGGCAGCUGGAGCAUUGGGAAACGCCGUUUUAAGAUUCAGAAAGACUUUCUCGUGGAGGUUUCUCAGGUCAUUAAUGUGGGUGUAGCUGGACCCAUGAUGGGCAUCAUUCAAUAUGGGGAUGAUCCAGUCACAGAAUUCAGUCUAAAACAGUUCUCCAGCUCCAAGGACCUGAAGCCGGCCAUCAGCAAAAUAGUCCAGAAGGGCGGUCUGUCCAAUGUAGGAAAGGCCCUCUCCUACAUCAACAAGCAUUUCUUCAGUGAUACUAAUGGGAACAGAGGUGGGGCGCCCAAUGUGGCUGUGGUCCUGGUGGACGGCUGGCCCACUGACAAAGUGGAGGAGGCCUCACGUCUGGCCAGAGAGUCAGGCAUCAACAUCUUCUUUGUCACCAUCGAGGGCCCAGAUGAGAAUGAAAAACAGAACGUGGUGGAGACCAACUUUGUUGACAAGGCUGUGUGCAGAACCAAUGGCUUCUUCUCGUUCCCCAUCACGAGCUGGUUUGCUUUGCGCAAAGCCGUACAGCCUCUGGUGAAGCGCGUGUGCGACACAGACCGCCUGGUGUGCAGUAAGACCUGCCUUAACGCCAACGACAUUGCCUUCGUCAUCGACGGCUCCAGCAGCGUGGGAACCGGAAACUUCCGCACCGUGCUCCAGUUCGUUGCAAACGUGACGCAGGAAUUUGAGAUCUCAGACACGGAUACGCGUGUAGGAAUCGUACAGUACACGUAUGAACAGAGGCUUGAGUUCGCCUUCGGACAAUACAACAACAAAGCUGAUCUGCUGAAUGCUAUCAAGCGUAUAAACUACUGGAGCGGAGGUACCAGCACGGGAGCCGCCAUCACAUUUGCUGCAGAUCAACUGUUCAGCAAAUCCAAACCCAACAAGCGCAAGAUCAUGAUUGUGAUCACGGACGGACGGUCCUACGAUGACGUGCGGGCCCCGGCGCUGGCGGUACAUCGUAAAGGUGUGAUCGCGUACUCCAUUGGUAUAGCCUGGGCAGCACAGGACGAGCUGGAAUACAUCGCCACCGACCCCGACAGAGACCACUCUUUCUUCGUAGAUGAGUUUGACAACCUCUACAAGUAUGUACCAAAGAUUAUUCACAACAUCUGCAAUGAGUUCAACUCCCAACCACGUAACUGAACCAGGCCUACCGAUGGAAAUUGUGGAAUAUCACCAAAAAUCCAAGGAGUAAGUGCAUUACCACACAGUUAGAAAUACAGUGUUAUAAAUUUAGCAUACUGUAGUUAGAAGCCUUACUUUCUGGAUGAAAAUCUUAGAGAAUGGCAGCAUGUUUCCAGAUUUGAUUUUUUGCAAUUUAAACAAAAUACAAUGUGGAAAGGGUAAAUAUGGCAGUGGAUGUGUGUUCUGUGAUUUUGGAUUAACAUGUGAUGGACUUCAGAGUUACAGAUUUUCUGACGUGUACAUCCACAGAGGUAUAAGAGAAAAUACUUGCUUACAGUUUUUGCAUAAAUGGUUUCAGUUAUAGACUAUUUAUAUUUUACAUGCUGAACACAAGAAUAUGAAAAAAAAAUGAUAUAAAUUAACAAUAAUAUCUUUGUUCAUAUGGAAAGCUUAUCGCUAAUUGUCUGCACAAGAAAAUGUUAAGUUACAGAGAAUACAACUACAUUUAAAGAAAAAUGGCAAUAUUUCAAAAGCUCAUGUUGUGUGGUUUCUCCUAACUAUUCUAACAGAAUGUUUUUUUUUCUUGUCAGUUUAAAUUCAAAUAAUGUAAUUUUUUUGUAUUUGUAUAUAUAAAAAAUGCUUGUAUUUUUGUCAACUGAUCAAAUAUUUUAAUGCAGUUUUUAAUAAAAUGAUUAUUAAAAACCAGCAAAUUCACGGUUUUGGAUUGAAAUGUACACUGAGAGAGAAUAUCUUUUAUCUAUCUUAUGCUAAAAUGUUGAUAAUUAUUUUGGGUAAUUAAUGCUCAUGCCAUAGCACACAAUGUUUGUUUUUUACAUUUCAAGCACAAAUAACAAGUAGAUUUAUAUGCUGAGAUUUAUUUUUUUUUAAAAACUAAAAAAAACAGUAAUGUAAAUCAUGGCCAAGAAUGUUAGUGCCAUUAAGUGUCACAGGCCUUCCCGCUUCUUGAAUUCUCUCCAGUGCUGGAAAGCUGAUCCGAUAUUUACACGGGUCCUACUUCUUGCCUUACCAUAACACCGUGUCUACACGGGACGCGAGCGGCGCGACAAAAUACUAUAGAACUCAUUAUAAUCAGUGAUGCUGUCUACACUGAAUGCGGUGAAAGACCCUUUUCAGUCUGGUUUUAAGGCUAAGCACAGUACUGAGUCUGCCCUUUUAAAAGUGACAAAUUACAUCUUAUUAUCAGUCAACUCUGGAAACCUUGCAGUCCUUGUUCUGCUGGAUUUAAGCACAGCAUUUGAUACUGUGAACCAGAGGUCUUCAACCCUUCUCCUGGGGUCCCACUCUCCUGGACAGUUUAUUUCUAACUGGCUUCAGCACACCUGCCUGCAAUUUUCAAGCAGUCUUGAGGAGCUUGACUGGCCACUUCAGGUGUGUUUGAUUAGGGUUGUAGCUGAAUUCUUCAGGAUAGUGGGUCCCCAAGAAUGGGGUUGAAGACCUCUGCUGUGGACCAUUGCUUUCUGUUAAAUAGAUUGAAUCGCGAGGUUGGCAUCUGUGAUGCUGUCUUAGACUGGUUUGAGUCUUAUCUUUCAAAUAGGAGUAUAUCUGUAGAAAUUGGAGAAUUUCUAUCAUCCCCAGUGCCAAUCACCUGUGGGGUGCCACAGGGUUAAAUUUUGGGUCUAGUUUUAUUUUCUCUUUACAUGCUUCCCCUGUGCUCGAUCUUUGAGCGUCAUAAGAUAUCCUAUCACAUCUAGGCAGAUGAUACCCAGGUCUAGUAACCAUUAGAUUCUGGUAGUGAUUCUGUUUUUUUUUUCUCUGCUAGCAUGUCUAAAGGAUUUUAAAGAAUGGAUGGAUGAAAAUUUUCUUCAGUUGAAUGAAAAAAAUACAGAAAUUAUCCUGUUUGGCUCCAAACCGCUGACUGACAAAUGCAGUGUUUUCUAGGGGCAUCUUCAGUCAAACAAUCACUCUUAUGUCAAAAAUCUGGGGCUCAUCUUUGAUUCCCAUCUUAAGUUUGACAAGCAAAUAAAUUUGGUGGUCAGGGCUUUUUUCCAGCUAAAGCGGCUUCGAAAGUUUAAGUCCCUUCUUACUUUUAGGGAGUUGGAGAUUGUUAUACACACUUUUAUCUCGUCAAGGCUUGAUUACUGUAACGCCUUGAGUGCUGGAAUAAGUCAGUCAUCACUCUCACAAUUACAGAUAGUUCAAAAUGCUGCAUCUCACUUUCUGACUGGGACAAAAAAAGAGGGAACAUAUUUCACUUAUCCAGGCCUCCCUCUAUUGGAUCCCAGUGAAACAAAGAAUUGAUUUUAAGGUUUUAACUUAUGUGUUUAAAGCUCUUCAUGGACUUGCCCAUAUACCAGAUCUUGUAAGUCUUUAUUCCCCUCAGAGAUCACUCAGAUCUUCAGACCAGCUGUUAUUAAAUUUCCCGAAAUCUUGUUUGAAAACUAAAGGAGACAGGUCUUUUACCCCUAAAGAUUAGAGUUUCCCCUAUAUUAACCAUUUUUAAAGCAUCAAUUAAAACAUAUCUUUUUUUCUCAGGCUUACUCAUAACUUGAUUUUAUUCUCGUAUUUUUUUUUUUUUUAAUGCUAGGGGUAGCAGUUUAUGCUGUAGCAGGUUAUGGCUAUUUUUUGACUAUUAUGAUUCCUGUUUUUAUUAUUUUAAGUUUUAUUAAGUAUUAAAUUAUCAGAUAAAAUACUUGUCACAUGUGUGUUCCUGUUUAAUUCUGUUUUGCCCUUAUUUGGUUUAGUUUCUGUUUUCAUUAGUUUAUUAGUAAAUCAACGUUCAUUCUUUUCCAGCUGUGUUUAGUUAUCAUCUCAUUUAAUUUGAUUAUUUAAGCCCUGUGUGUCCAUGUGUCUUGGUUCUGGUAUUGUACAUCAAACCCCCUUGCUACAUGUGUGUCUUUAUUUGGAUUAAUAAUGACAAGUGAAUGUGUAUCUCUUUCGUCUCCAACACAGUAGCAGAGC